Truncatella angustata is the source of this 764-nucleotide messenger RNA. RefSeq lists its product as uncharacterized. Bases 187 to 561 code for a protein of 124 amino acids. Gene Ontology annotation, cellular component: central plaque of spindle pole body. The record is from RefSeq and is a predicted model, not a curated record. Gene Ontology annotation, molecular function: enzyme regulator activity; calcium ion binding. Gene Ontology annotation, biological process: spindle pole body organization. The transcript is spliced from 3 exons. NCBI's taxonomy places the organism in Eukaryota, Fungi, Ascomycota, Sordariomycetes, Amphisphaeriales, Sporocadaceae.
CAAGGAACUUUUUGACUCAUAUGUAUGUGAAGUCAAAAAUGCCACGUGCCAACUCCGUACUGACUUGGCCACAGGAUCCAGACAGGGAUGGUACGCGCCUGAUGCAUCCGAGAUGGAAACCCCAGAGUACCUCAUGCUGAUACUCAAAAACUAGGUAGCAUCACGGUCGAAGAGUUCGCCAAGGUGAUGUCUCAGAGCCCCGGCCAACCACCGACGGCGGAGGAGGUCGAGAAGAUCGUCAAGGAAGUCGAUCUCGACGGUGACGGCACGAUCAACUUCAAUGAAUUCAUCACCAUGAUGACCGGCCAGCCAUACCCACCGCAGGACGAGGAUGCGGAGUAUUCCAAAGCCUGGAAGCAGUUUGAGCCGUCUCUGAACGGUUCCAUCACCCAAAGCCAGCUCCGGCAGCUGAUGGAUGGCUUGGCGGAGCCUGUCAGUGAUGCCGAGAUUGAUCAACUGAUCAACGAUGUUGAUGGUGAGGGGAAAGUUAGCUAUAAGGAGUUCUUGCACUUUAUCAAGAACAGGAAUGUGGAAGAUGAUAUCCUGAGCGGCUACCAAUGAGUUUGUCGCCGAUCGGUUGCCCAUAAGUAGAGUCGUUGUGAAAGGCAAUAUAUACGUUGAGAAAAAUUUCAAUGAAUGAUAUAACACAUGCCUAGAAGUUGAGCCAUAGAUCAUGUUCACUUGUUUCAGGUGUGAACACUUGUCUGCAGAAAUGUAGAAGUAAAUCUGUAUAUUCUUUGAAUGUAGCGAUGUGCUUAUAUGUG